AACCAAACCAAAUCAGUCAAACUGCACACACCACCUCACCUCCUCUCCUCUAUCUCUUCUCUUCCACACACUCUCUUUCACCCCCAUUACUCUCAGGGCUCAGCUUGCGGUCUGCAUAAUCCCUUCGGCGGCCGCAAAGGCUCGUACAAUAUCCUCAUACUCAUAUCGACUCGUCUUCUCCCUCCACCAUGCCGCUACGAGUCAACAUCCCUCCCGCGACCCGGGCCUGUCUCAUCAGCCUUCUGUCCCUUUCCCUGCUGUACAACAUCGCCCGAUGGCGUCAGAUGGACUCCACCCCCGGAAAACCCGCCGUCACCCCGAUCGUCCCCUAUCUCACUCUCGUCCCCUCGCGCUUCAUCUUCUACCCCUGGACCCUGGUCACCGCGACCUUUGUCGAACAGAACAUCUUCACCGUCCUCUUGAACGGCGCCACGCUCUUCUACGGCGGCAAGUACCUCGAGCGCGCCUGGAGCUCCCGCGAGUUUACCAAAUUCAUCGUCACCAUCGCCCUCAUUCCAAAUGCCGUAAUCGUGCCCCUCUAUUUGAUCGGGGGCGCCCUUCGAGGCGGCUCGUCUGGCAGUGUGGUACAGAUCUGUGGCGGCAUCUCCAUUCAAGCCUCCUUCCUCGUUGCGUUUAAACAGCUUGUUCCGGAACACACCGUGGCUAUCUUUAAAGGCCUGGUGAAGAUGCGCGUCAAGCACUUCCCAGCGCUGUUUCUCCUCCUGAACACGCUCAGUGGGAUCAUCCUCGGAACGCACGUCGCCGCGAUCCUUUCCUGGCUCGGCCUGUUGACAAGCUGGACGUACCUCCGGUUCUUCAAGCGCCAGCCCGAUCUCACAGGCACCUCGACCGACGGCCUCGGCAUCAAGGGCGACGCCAGCGAGACCUUUGCGUUUGCCGCGCUCUUCCCCGACCUCAUCCAACCGCCGAUCGCAUUUCUCUCAGAACAGAUCUACAACGUCCUAGUCGCCUUCAAGAUCCUCAGGCCUUUCUCCGAGGAGGAUAUCGCGUCGGGCAACCAGCAGGUUCUCGCCCGUGGCGAAGCCGGUCUUCCCAGCCUGCUCAGCACCCGCGGCGCAAGAGGCAUGGCCAAGCGCGAGGAGGCGGAGCGGAGACGGGCCCUGGCGCUCAAGGCCUUAGACCAGCGACUUCAGGCUGCCGCCGCGGGCAGAGCGCCGGCAUCCUCCCCCCAACCGACCACCCAGACCCCGACAACGGCCACUCCCACGGUCUCUGCCGGACAGGGAAUGCUGGGAGCCACCAGCUAUACCCCAGACCACCACUGAGGGAUGUCCCUUGGAUCACAAGGGAUGGCCUCACCGCUGCAUAGCUAUCUAGGCGUUUGGGUUUGGUUGGAUAACGAGCAGCUCUGAUUUUCUCCUUCUUUUUUUCUUUUUCGUCCUUUUUCUAAGGAGCGUUGAUAUCUUGAUACCUAUCUACCCACUUAUCCUGUGUUUUCAUGUACAAACGCACGGUGUUGCAUCAGCCUCUUCCUUUUUUCUUGUUUUUCAUUUUCUAUGCUUUUUUUUGUCUUGGCCUUUUCUUUCCAUUUGUUACAUGCAAAUGGUCACAACACAAGCGGGUUGUAAACCUUGGUCUCUAAACCCAAGUAGUCUGCGCACAUACACUGCAUAAAUGCAUAACAUAACAUAAUCAUAGAUGACAUAGUUUACGACAAUUAGACCAUUGGAUAACUAGUGGAGCAUGAGAUUAAAA
Messenger RNA from Aspergillus candidus, 1716 nucleotides. Its product is annotated as rhomboid family protein. NCBI's taxonomy places the organism in Eukaryota, Fungi, Ascomycota, Eurotiomycetes, Eurotiales, Aspergillaceae. Gene Ontology annotation, cellular component: Golgi apparatus; membrane. The transcript is spliced from 2 exons. The record is from RefSeq and is a predicted model, not a curated record. Bases 189 to 1286 code for a protein of 365 amino acids. Gene Ontology annotation, biological process: retrograde vesicle-mediated transport, Golgi to endoplasmic reticulum.